Molecule: messenger RNA, 1401 nt
Organism: Mytilus trossulus (common blue mussel)
Lineage: Eukaryota; Metazoa; Mollusca; Bivalvia; Mytilida; Mytilidae
Product: ankyrin repeat and KH domain-containing protein mask-like
Exons: 1
Coding region: 1-1401 (466 amino acids)
Cellular component (GO): nucleus; cytoplasm
Molecular function (GO): protein binding
Source: RefSeq, a predicted model, not a curated record
AUGCCUUCAAAGCAAGUUAAGAAAAGGAUUUACAACUCUUGUGGAUUAGAUCGAGGAACAGCAGAUAGAAAGAUAUUCGAUGCUUUAACUUAUAUUGAAGAUACUUUUGUAGUGAAGUUUGAAAACGAAUAUUCAUUUAUCCAUGAUUCAAUUUACGAAACCGGUGCAUACCACUAUGGAAAUGAAUUUCCAGAACACAUAUUGGAGUUUAUGCCAAGUAACUUUAUAGCCAAUAAAGUUGUUGUAGAUGGGAAUCCUUCAUUUGAUGAUUUAAACAUAAAGAUAAAAGAAAGACACUUUUCAAAAUUAGCUGAAAGAUUAUAUUUAGAUCUAGAAUCAGACAAACUGUUUGACGUUUUUAUGAACAAGGCACUUAAAUAUCAGCCAUUCCUUUAUGUGUUCUUUCAGUUGAUGAAAAAGAAAUCGUACGAGGACUUUAAGAUUACAUUUUUUACUCCAAUCACCAGGAAUUGUGAACAUUUGAUAGAUUACGAAGACAAAGCGGGGAGAACGUUUGAGAAUAUGUAUCGUGAUGAAACCUUCAGGAGAGAACUUUUAACAGAUAAAAGAGUAAAAGUUCAACAAGAACAACGAGAACAACAUUACGGCAUACGCGGCAAUGACGUCACUUAUACAAUCAGAUUGAUUAGUUGGGUUGUUUAUUACGGGCACACUCUCCUUUUACAAGAAAUUGUUAAUCACGUUCAUGAUCAUAACGAUUCUACUGACAUCGUGUUCGGUUCAAAUAUAGAAGAACAAACCAGAUUACUGAUAUUGUCUGUUUACAAUGGCGAUCCAUGUAUGGUGGAACUAAUAUUAAUGUACAUGAAAAAAGAGAGCAUAGACGCUACACCUAUGUAUAUGUCCGACAUCGACUACCUUGAUGAAAAUUAUCAUAGGACUAUCGAACCUCUAAAUGCAGCUUGUCACUAUGGUGAUUUGCAAAUUGUAAAAGUAUUAGUACAGUCUGAUGUAAAUGUCAACGUGUGUGAGUAUCACGAGUUUCCGUUAAGUGUUGCAACAGAGAAUGGAGAUUAUGAGAUGGUUAAAUACUUAGCCGAAAACGGUGCAAAUGUCAACGCUUUUAAACCUCGUGUUCAUAUCACAGAUGGUAGUGCACCACCCUUAUAUAUAGCUUCAGCGUAUGGAUAUACUGCUAUAGCGAACUGUCUUGUACAAAACGGCGCCGACGAGAACAAGGAUAUGUUUUAUGAAAGGACACCUUUAUUUGAAGCUUCAAGUCGGGGUUUCAAAGACAUCGUAAAAUUGCUUGUUGAAAACGGCGCAGAUGUCAACUUUUGCGAGCACGAAAAAAAAUCACCACUAUUUAUUGCCUCAGAAGCUGGCCAUUCAGAAAUUGUUUCGUAUUUGGUUAAAUGGGGUUGUGAUAUUAACUUAUGA